This is a messenger RNA of Sebastes umbrosus (honeycomb rockfish), 1305 nucleotides long. RefSeq names its product SBDS ribosome maturation factor (gene sbds). The transcript is spliced from 5 exons. Gene Ontology annotation, biological process: ribosome biogenesis; cytosolic ribosome assembly. The record is from RefSeq and is a predicted model, not a curated record. The coding region runs from base 103 to 852 and encodes 249 amino acids. Lineage: Eukaryota; Metazoa; Chordata; Actinopteri; Perciformes; Sebastidae.
UCACAUCGGACACUCUCUGGAAACAGACUCAGAGCAGCAUUGACGACGCAGUAAUUUAACAGCAGAUGUUUCCAGAGCUGCUGUUUCUAAUAAAACAUCAAUAUGUCCAUAUUUACACCAACAAAUCAGAUCCGGCUGACCAACGUGGCGGUGGUGAGGAUGAAGAAAGGAGGCAAGAGGUUUGAAAUCGCCUGUUACAAGAACAAAGUGAUGAGCUGGAGGACAGGAGCAGAGAAAGACCUGGACGAGGUCCUGCAGACACACUCAGUCUUUGUCAAUGUGUCCAAAGGUCAGGUGGCUAAGAAGGAUGACAUGACCACUUGUUUUGGGACAGAUGAUCUGACAGAAAUCUGCAAACAAAUCCUGUCCAAAGGAGAGCUCCAAGUGUCCGACAAGGAAAGGCAGUCCCAGCUGGAGACGAGUUUUAGGGACAUUGCGACUAUUGUGGCGGAGAAGUGUGUCAACCCGGAGACCAAGAGGCCGUAUACGGUCAAUCUCAUCGAGCGGGCGAUGAAGGACAUCCACUACUCUGUCAAGGCCAACAAGAGCACCAAACAGCAGGCUCUGGAAGUGAUCCGGCAGCUGAAGGAGUCCAUGGAGAUCCAGAGAGCCCACAUGAGGCUGCGAUUGGUGCUGCCAGCCAAGGAGGCCAAGAAGCUGAAGGAGAAGCUGAAACCGCUCCUGCAGGUCGUGGAGAGUGAAGACUUUGUAGAGGAGCUGGAAAUGGUGUGUCUGGUGGAUCCCGGCUGCUUCAGGGAGAUCGAUGAGCUGAUCCGCUGUGAGACUAAAGGCAGAGGUUCUCUGGAGGUUCUCAGUCUGAAGGAUGUGGAGGAGGGAGAUGAGAAAUUCUAGAAACCCAACCAGCCGGGGCUCCUGUACCUUAUCCACACUAAACACGCCUCACUAACGCGACACAAACUCCGUAAAGAGUCUAUAUUUUUGAUGAGAUUCAUGCUAAUUUCAGCCAUUCCUGCUUCUGAAUCUCUCUAUGUUUAAAGGAAGUGUUUAACAGAAGGAAAAGUGUUGCCAGAUUUGCAUGCUGGGUGGAAUGUAUUUGUGGAAAAUUUGGCUGAGCAUGUAACUCACAGGACAGUAAAUAGUUCUGAUGUGCAUUCACUUAUUUAUCCUGUUUUUUAUGUCAGUACCUCUGUAUCAUUAACAGAAAUGUUCUGCCUUCCAUCAGACUUUGUGCCAUUUAGUCACGCUCAAUAUCCCAGUUUUAUGGAUAAUUACUUUAAUCCAAUAACUUAUAUUUUGUCAUAAUGAAUAAGUUUGUUCUGUAGAAAAUAAAUAUGUAACACAAUA